CAACAUUUUAUAUAAAAUGAAAUGAGAAAGGAGAGUGAAAUCUGGAACGAGCAAAUAAGAGUAACAGCGACACUCUGAUUUUAGAUUAAAGAAGAAGAAAAAGAAGGCGGCAAUAGGAUAUGGCCGAUUCUUCGUCACCACAGUCUUUCUUCAAAAAGCAUUGGGACGGUUACAAGGAUUUCUGGUGCGAGAGGUUCUCCUUCCUCAGCAACUACUCCAAGUUCGUCAAGCGCGAUAAGCCUCUUCCACCUUGGUCUGAGUCUGAUGUCGAAACUUUCAUUGCUUUUGACCCUGUUCAUGGCCCCGCUCUGAAGACUGCUAGGGAAGCAGUGAACUUUGGUCUUACAGGAAGUGUUAUUGGAGCAGUAUCAACUGCUGGCGUUGCGUGGAAAUAUUCAAGGAGUUUGCAUGGUGCUGGACUAUCCUUUCUAGCUGGAGGUGUUUUUGGUUGGACAUUUGGACACGAAAUUGCAAACCACUGGCUGCAACUUUACAGGUUGGACACAUUGGCUGCACAAACUAAGUUCCUGGAGUGGUGGGAAGACAAGAAUGAGAGACGAUCUUAAACUUGGGUUGCUCUUGGAAGCAAUAUAAUAACCGAUGCUCCAGUUCUACAAUAAGAAUCAAGCACAGUUGUGUUGAAAAAUGUAAUGAUGAAAGAUUGUACUUUUACCUUUAUGCUAGAUUGUUUUAAUUUGGGCUUUAGGAAUUAUCUGCUACCUUCUCAGAAUCAAUCUGAUGAAAUUGAGGUGUUGUGAUCUUUUUAGAGCUGCUAUUUCGUUUAACAGUUUGAACUUUGUGAAUCGUGAUGAAUUUUUAUGGGGGCUGAAAAUAAUGCUGCAUUUGGUGAUGA
Messenger RNA from Prunus dulcis (almond), 853 nucleotides. RefSeq names its product succinate dehydrogenase subunit 6, mitochondrial. The transcript has 3 exons. Bases 120 to 566 code for a protein of 148 amino acids. NCBI's taxonomy places the organism in Eukaryota, Viridiplantae, Streptophyta, Magnoliopsida, Rosales, Rosaceae. The record is from RefSeq and is a predicted model, not a curated record.